UUUCUUUGGUAAAAGUAACCCAAUCAGUGUAUAGAGUCCACAAACGAUGAUAUAUAUAUAUAUAUAUAUAUAUAUAUAAAAUAAAAGUAUUGGGACACCCCUCCAAAUCAUUGGAUUCAGGUGUUCCAAUCACCUCCAUGGCCACAGGCAUGCUGACUGCUUCUACAAACAUUUGUGAAAGAAUGGGUCACUCUCAGGAGCUCAGUGAAUUCAAGCGUGGUACCGUGAUAGGUUGCCACCUGUGCAAUAAGUCCAUCUGUGAAAUUUCCUUGCUACUAAAUAUUCCAUGGUCAACGGUUAGUGGUAUUAUAACAAAGUGGAAGCAACUGGGAACAACAGCAACUCAGCCACAAAGUGGUAGGCCACGUGAAAUGACAGAGCGGAGUCAUCGCAUGCUGAAGCUCACAGUGUGCAGAAGUCUCCAGCUGUCUGCAGAGUCAAUAGCUAAAGACCUCCAAAGUUCAUGUGGCCUUCAGAUUAGCACAACAGUGCGUAGAGAACUUCAUGGAAUGGGUUUCCAUGGCCGAGCAGCUGUAUCCAAGUCUUAGAUCACCAAGUGCAAUGCAAAGCAUCAGAUGCAGUGGUGUAAAGCAUGCCACCACUGAACUCUAGAACAGUGGAGACGUGUUUUCUGGUGUGACGAAUCGCGCUUCUCUGUUUGGCAAUCCGAUGGACGUGUCUGGGUUUGGCGGUUGCCAGGAGAAUGGUACUUGCCUGACU
Messenger RNA from Staurois parvus, 720 nucleotides. Lineage: Eukaryota; Metazoa; Chordata; Amphibia; Anura; Ranidae. The record is from the annotation of a GenBank genome assembly.